Mesorhabditis spiculigera is the source of this 312-nucleotide messenger RNA. NCBI's taxonomy places the organism in Eukaryota, Metazoa, Nematoda, Chromadorea, Rhabditida, Rhabditidae. The record is from the annotation of a GenBank genome assembly.
AUGGGAAGCCCGGGAUGGGUGGUGUUCAGGGAAUCAGAGGGGCUGUCGGGAGCCGCGGUGACGAUGGAAGCACUGGGCUUAUGGGGCCGCAGGGGUGAUUCGGGGAUGCCGGGCGGAUGCGGGCAUUGUCAGGAGAAAAAGCCCGAGAAAUCGGCGGCAGACAUUCAACCGGCUGGUUACGAUUAUGGAGUUGCGGCGGCUCCACCAAGCCAAGCACCACCCGCCCCGAAACAAAAGAAGCAUCGCCGACCCUCAACCAACGCCCCACCACCAACCGACCAUGGCCAAUCGCCCGGUUCAUAUUGGGGAUUC